CAUCUUUCCACGACAAAGAUAAAACAGACAUCAGUGAUAAAGAAUGAAAACAGUAUAAAAGAAAGAAUAACCUUAGAACUUCUGAACGCUGACAAAGAUUUUUAAAAGUGAAAAAGCAACCUGUUAACAUGAAAUGUUUUGUUUUUGUGCUUUUCCAUUUACACUAUAUUUACCCACGUGAAAUAAAUACCUCUGACACUCGAUCUCGUUUCUAAUUUCUAUAUUUGAUUAUUAAAUUCUAUAUCACUGACCAGAUACAGAACUUAAAGAGAGGCAGACAUGCUCAAGGAGAAGUUAAAUCACGUCAGUCAUCUUCAUCAGCACUUGAAAGACUAUAAUUAAACUGUCAACAUCUCAAAUAGACACAACUUUGUAAAACCACAUCUCCAUGCCUCUGUUACUUAAAACAGAAGGUAUUUAACCUUAGAGACCUUUGGAGUCCCCAGUCGUUGACCAUUAUUAGAGACACUCCAGUGGUAAAGAGCAACAAAGUGGUUCAAUCAUUUGUUUAUAAGUAGUUCUAUUUUUAAACCUCUCAGUUUAGACAACUGAAAAUGAGGGGAUUUUGCCCAAGAUGUCCGUUUGUCAGAUGUUUGUCCCAGGAGAGGCAGAAGGCGACCCUGGUCAAGACGUGUCAAAGGUCUUCUGGUUCGGCAAAAUAAUCCGGCCACUGGGGAGUAGAAGCACGGAGAAGGUUCUGUCAUUGUUUAUAAGACUAUAUAUCAGUGUAGUUUGGAAAUUUGAUGUAUUGCUAUUUAUAUACUUUUAAAUAAUUACUAAUGGGUAAACUAACCUUUUAAAAUAAGAUAUGUUAUAUGUAUAUAAAUUUAAAUAUUGUAAUCAACUUUCAAAAGUGUUAACAGAAUGCAUCACUGUAUAUCUUAAGAUAUUUUUCUGAAUAAAGGAUAGAGCAGGUGCCAUGGAUAUUUGGGGGAAGAGAAUUUCCCCUGUGAGGCCCAUUUGAGUAACGGAGAAAGCCUGCUGUGAAAAAUACUGUGGUUCCUACUGGUUCUCCAAGAAUCCCAGAAGCCACCAGAAAAACGCUUUGAAUUAUUUUGAGCUCAAAAUGCAUUUUAUUUUUGAAGACCAUCCCCUGUCAGAGACCUUUUCCUCCUUUAAACUGUUUUUUAUACCGAGGAAAAUGAUAACUGUUCCUUCUUUGCUCAGCCAAUGGUUGAAUAAAAAGCUUAUGAAGAUAGAAUGGGGAAGAUUUGUUAUAUUCCCAAUAUAUUCACUAAAAAGUAUGUUUUUUAGUUUUUCAUCAUUUGGAAUUUAUGUUAGCAUGUCAUCCAGCUCUCAAUUUAUUUUAUUUAAUAUAUUUUUGCUUGUCUGUUUCUACUUAUAACUCAUAACUACCUUAUUAAAAUUUAAAAGAGUGUAUAUCAUAUAUUUCAGUUGAUUUAAUCAGAUGACAUCAGAUAUUAAUAACAUUUCAUCAUUCCACAUCAUGUUUAAUUGUAGAAAUAAAGAACUACACUUGUGUGCAAUGGAGGGUCUGAGACCACAUGGGUCAUUCCUUCUGUUAUGCAUUACCUUUUCAACUAUGUAACUUUUAAAGAAAGAACAUGCUUUAUUAAGCCAGACUUUCAGAAAUAUGUUCUGGUCAAGCUCAGUCACUAAAACUUUAAAUUAUAAUGGGAAUAAAGAGCUAAUAUUGCUCAGUGAGACACUGAGAGUGAUAUAUAUAUAGCAUUUUUUAAUUUUUUUUAUUUUAGCACAGUGAGUGUUUUGAAGUGAGUAAAAUGAAAUAAUUCUACAAAACAUUACAUAAUUAAUCAACUCAUCUGCUAAUGGUUGAUCAUAUUUGUACUACUAUAAUCCCACCAAAAUGAUGUCAGUUCCAGAGGAUGAUGUCAUUAAUGGCUUUUUGAUAAACAAAAAUAAAUGAAUGACAUUUAACAGGUGGAAGAAUAAAGGGAUACAUAUAUUUGAAAAAUAUGUUUUGUUUGAAAAUUUUCAAUUAGAGAUAAAAAAUGAAAAGUUAGUGCAGAUCAGGAAAUAUUAUAACAUGUGCAAUGGCUUCCUUUUAAAAUUCACCCCUGAUAUUGUGAAUAUACUAACUAAAAUGAUUAACUAAGAUAAACCAACUAAUAUAAUUAACAUCCUUAAAAUCGACUGAUAUUUAUAUAAUAUGAAAUUAUAUGAGCCAUUCUACAGAAUUGGUUCAAAGUCAGAGUUUAAAACGUCUUGGAAAAAUCUUUUUCCACAAAUUUUGUAUGUAUGCAAAUUGUAUAAUAUCCAAGGUACACAUUUCUAGUAAUUGUGCAGUUAAUUCUCAUAUAGUAUUUUCUGAAAGUUUUGGAAUAUUUGUCCUGUCCCUAAAUUUGUCACUACCGAAACACAGUAAUAUAUAAUGUAUUAUAUAAUGUUUUAUUUUAUUAAAAAGUUUUCAGCGGUAAAUCAUUAACAGUUACAAUUUUAACAAUAUUUCAAGUGUGAUUUAUCCAAUUUUUCUUCGUAAAAGGCAAAAAAAUUGACCAUUCUGAUUUCAAACUUAAGGAUUCAUUAGUUUGAAUAUACAUUGAACCAAACACUAUAAUAACAUUUUAGUUGAUAAUUCAGUAUACUUUAUUUUUGACAAAACAUCCCAUGUUUCGUCAUGACUGCACAUUUUCAGUAGUGACGGUAAUGUCUGGUAGCGACCACAUCACAUUACAGAAUUAAAACACUACUAAAACAUACUAAAAUAUUAAAAAUUUGCAUAACUGUAUUAAAAUUUUGUUUAUUUCCCCCAAAUAAAGGAUUAUGUGUUCCCUUUUGUCACUACCAAAACAAUGAUGACAUGUUUUGGUUGUGGCUGUUACGACAAUUUUAUGGGAUAACACCCAAAAAAACAAAGAUGUCAUUACCGAAACCAAAUGUUUGGGUCGUGACUGUUUCGUUAGUGACAAUUUUAGAUACUUUUGAACCUAGCUCAAAGAUGCUAAUCAGCACAUGGUUAGCUAGCACAGUUGUGAACAGCUGUACACACACAGAAACCAAAUGUUAUGGAAUAACACUCAAAAAGGUGUGUUUAAUUAUAGAAAAAUGUGUUUGGUGACAUUCUUUAAAGUUACACACAGAUUUUAUAUACUUUUGAACACAUUACCUCAAAAUGAUGGGGUCUAUCUACUCACCAUGUAGCUAGAGACAGUGACACAUGAAUAUUUCCUGAUCAUAAAUGUGGGGAUUUAUUUACAAUCAGUCUCAGCCAAUGGACUAAAACAUGCACUAUUUUAGUAGUGACAUAAAAAUGCGGGACACUUUUUUUGUACAUAAAGUUUCACAUUUUACAAUGAAAUUCUAAAAUAUUUUUUUUGUCACUUCACUUCAAAAGAUAUUUUUAAAAACAGCAAUGGCAAUUUUUUUUUUUUUUUUUUUUUUUUUUAAUUAUCAUUUUCAUAAGUUGAAAUUUAGGGGUUAUGGUUCGGGACAGCAACUUCCCAAUUGAAAGUACCCACUAAAUGAUGAUUUAAUAUAUAUUAAGCUUAAUUAUAUUUUAAAUAUUUUUGUGGGAUCCAAUAGAUAAUAAAAUGAUCUUAGUAAACAAAUAAGAUUUAAAUACUUAUCUGCUUUUUAAAGGUGUCUUUCGGUUGCGGGACAACAGUUUGCACCACAGUUGUGUAGAAUGGCCCAUAUGUGAAAGGGACACGACGAUCUACUGCACCUAGGAACGUGAGCGUUUCAUCCGCUUUCCUCCACACGCAACAGCUGCUACUGUCCCGCACGUGAUCUCCAUGGAAACGUCAUCAAGCUCCAGAAGUCUUCCUGUUGCUAUAGUUGUGCGCUAGCUGAGCAUGGCAGCAAAGGUAAUAAUAAAGAGGGCUGAUCCUGCAGAGCUGAAGUCCAUUUUCUUAAAGAAAGAAAACCUGAGGAUUAAUUUAAAAAUGCAUCGAGCACUGUAUGGAACUCAUAUAUGCCAGUGUGGAGAAGAAUGGAGAGCACUACAUGUCCCCAGAGGACUUUGUGUCCAAGUUCCUUCAUGCUCACACAUACAGAAAGCUUUCUAAGGAGGCCACCGUUUUACUGGCAGGUGUUGUGGACCAGACCAAAGACGGGUUGAUCUCCUUCCAGGAGUUUCUGGCUUUUGAGUCGGUGCUGUGUGCUCCGGAUGCUCUCUUCAUGGUUGCCUUCCAGCUCUUUGACAAAACUGGAAACGGAGUUGCCACUUUUGAGGAUGUGAAGCAAGUUUUCGGUCAGACCACUAUUCACCAGCACAUCCCCUUUAACUGGAACUCGGAAUUUGUUCAGCUUCACUUUGGCGCCGACAGGAAGAAACACCUUAACUACGGGGAGUUCACUCAGUUUCUGCUGGAGAUGCAGCUUGAACAUGCCAGGCAGGCUUUUAUGCAAAGAGACAAGGCCAAGACAGGCGCCAUCACCGCUCUGGACUUCAGGGACAUCAUGGUGACCAUCAGACCUCACAUGCUCACACCAUUUGUGGAGGAAUGCCUAGUUGCAGCGGCCGGUGGCAGUACGUCACAUCAGGUCAGCUUUUCCUACUUUAAUGGCUUCAACUCUCUGCUAAACAACAUGGAGCUCAUUAGGAAGAUCUACACCACCCUGGCAGGCAACCGCAAAGAUGUGGAAGUUACUAAAGAGGAGUUCAUCAUUGCUGCCCAAAGGUUUGGCCAGGUGACCCCUAUGGAAGUGGACAUCCUGUUCCAGCUGGCUGACCUGUCUGAGCCGAGAGGACGUGUUGGUUUAGUUGACAUUGAGAUGAUUGCACCUCUGGAGGAGGGAGCUCUUCCUUACAACCUUGCUGAGAUUCAAAGACAGCAGUCUGGUGGGGAUGUGUCUCGCUCUGUUCUGCUCCAGGCCGCUGAGUCGGCGUACAGGUUCACCCUGGGCUCCGUGGCUGGAGCUGUGGGCGCCACUGCAGUGUACCCCAUCGACCUGGUGAAGACCCGCAUGCAGAACCAGCGUUCUUCAGGUUCCUUCGUGGACGAGCUGAUGUACAAGAACAGCUUUGACUGUUUCAAGAAGGUCGUACGCUACGAGGGCUUCUUCGGCCUCUACAGAGGCCUCGUACCGCAGCUUCUGGGCGUGGCUCCCGAGAAAGCCAUAAAGCUUACAGUGAAUGACUUUGUGAGAGGAAAGACUAUGCAAAAAGAUGGCAGCGUUCCUUUACCUGCAGAAAUCUUGGCUGGCGGAUGUGCUGGGGGAUCUCAGGUGAUCUUCACAAACCCUCUGGAGAUUGUGAAGAUCCGACUGCAGGUGGCAGGAGAAAUCACCACAGGGCCACGCGUCAGCGCUCUCUCUGUCAUCCGUGACCUGGGUUUCUUCGGCCUGUACAAGGGUGCAAAAGCCUGUUUCCUGAGAGACAUCCCCUUCUCGGCCAUCUACUUCCCCUGCUACGCACACACCAAGGCGGCCCUGACUGAUGAAGACGGGCGAGUGGGACCUGGCAGGCUUUUGCUGGCAGGGGCGCUGGCGGGCAUGCCUGCCGCAUCCCUGGUGACCCCUGCUGAUGUUAUCAAGACCCGGUUACAAGUGGCUGCCCGUGCAGGCCAGACCACGUACAAUGGACUCAUUGACUGUUUCUGGAAGAUUCUCCGGGAGGAAGGGCCUCGUGCCUUCUGGAAAGGAGCUGGAGCACGUGUGUUUCGCUCCUCGCCUCAGUUUGGAGUGACUCUGGUGACCUAUGAGCUCCUGCAGAGGUGGUUCUACAUAGACUUCGGUGGACAAAAACCAGCUGGCGCAGAGCCUACUCCCAAGUCUCGGAUCAGCCUCCCGGCGCCCAAUCCUGACCACAUCGGUGGCUUCAGGUUGGCUGUGGCCACGUUUGCUGGCAUCGAGAGUAAAUUUGGACUGCAUCUACCACGAUUCCGAGCGUCUGUCGCCCCACACGUUUGAGGCGGACGCAUCCACUUCGGCUCCGCUGGAACAAACACGCAUAUCAAUCUCUUCCUUCUUGUUGAGAGCAUAAAACCCUCAGCAGAUGAAGUGGAAAUAAUGUUUUAUGUGAUUGUUAGUGCAAAUUACAACUUUUAAAGUACAGCAUAGAUGGGAUGAUGCUUAAUAUUUUUUAAAUCUACCACAAAGUCCUGGAUUGUAGUGUGACUUUGAUUUAUUCGAAAUGUAAAUCAAAUCCUUUUUAUUUGAUUCGCUCAGUUUUGUUAUAUUUUUAUUUACCUGAAAAAAUUACCUUUAGCAGACUGUUACAAGACAGCUAAAUGGAUGUUGACUAACCAGUCACUUGGUGCAUAUUGCAAGGUUUUAAACCAGUACAAACAGAUCCAGUUCGAAAUGACCAUGCAUUUUUUUAAAUGACAGAUGUGCAACUGUUUACAUUUUCAUUUCUCCUACCAUACAACUACACAAGCACAUUGGGCAGUUCAUUUCAUUACUGACGUGGACUCUCACGUUUGAAUGUAUUAUAGUAUUUCAUAUUUAUGUUUGUAUAGUGUUGUAUUUGUGUGUUGGGAAUCUACACGCAGUGGCAAUUUCUGGUCAAUGUGAAAUGAGAGGUUUUACAGAUGAUGUUUGUCAGUAUGUAUUUCUCAGCCCCUUGAAAAAUGAUGUGAAGACUAAAUUGAGCUGUACAGUAGAGCUGAUUGCACAUACACUGUAGUGUGUAAAGAUUGUGCCUUACUGUAAGUAUGGCAGCAAUAGAUGCAGUGAUGGACAGAUUUAUUAAAAGGAGA
Messenger RNA from Labeo rohita (rohu), 6626 nucleotides. RefSeq names its product electrogenic aspartate/glutamate antiporter SLC25A13, mitochondrial. The record is from RefSeq and is a predicted model, not a curated record. The coding region runs from base 3883 to 5835 and encodes 650 amino acids. NCBI's taxonomy places the organism in Eukaryota, Metazoa, Chordata, Actinopteri, Cypriniformes, Cyprinidae. Gene Ontology annotation, molecular function: L-aspartate transmembrane transporter activity; L-glutamate transmembrane transporter activity; calcium ion binding. Gene Ontology annotation, biological process: L-glutamate transmembrane transport; malate-aspartate shuttle; aspartate transmembrane transport. The transcript has 19 exons.